Perca fluviatilis (European perch) is the source of this 7955-nucleotide messenger RNA. It is a transcript of the gene dock11, whose product is annotated as dedicator of cytokinesis 11. Bases 188 to 6427 code for a protein of 2079 amino acids. The record is from RefSeq and is a predicted model, not a curated record. Gene Ontology annotation, biological process: positive regulation of GTPase activity; small GTPase-mediated signal transduction; positive regulation of filopodium assembly. Gene Ontology annotation, molecular function: guanyl-nucleotide exchange factor activity. The transcript is spliced from 53 exons. Lineage: Eukaryota; Metazoa; Chordata; Actinopteri; Perciformes; Percidae.
CUCUCAUCAGCAGCAGCAGCAGCAGCAGCAGCAGCAGCCCCGCCUCGCGAGCCGCUGGCUGGUUCACCUCCAACACACAACCCACACAUCUGGCUGUCACACAAACUGCGCUGCCGCUCCGUCCGGUACCGCGGCAUGCUCAUUCACACCGGGACGUACGAAGUGGAUUUUAACUAGAGGGGGCACAAUGUCUGAGGUGCGAAAAUUCACGAAGAGGUUAAGCAAACCCGGGACGGCCGCGGAAGUCAGGCAGAGCGUGUCGGAGGCUGUGAAGAGCUCCGUGGACCUUGUGGAGCAGCCAAAGAUUAUCGAGCCGCUGGACUAUGAAGCUGUGGUGUUUCAGAGAAAGGCCCAGAUCCACAGCGACCCCCACCGAGACCUGCUGCUCUGCCCCGUCGACGAUGUCUCGGAGUCCCAGAUCUCCCGGCAGAGGAGGACUGUCGUUCCUUCGGUGCCUCAGAACGCUGAGCGGGAAGCCAGGAGCCUGUUUGCCAAAGAGUGCAUCAAGAUGUACAACACCGACUGGCAUGUAAUCAACUACAAAUAUGAGGCUUACUCUGGUGAUUUCCGCAUGUUGCCAAGCAAAGGCCUGAAGACAGACAAGCUGCCAGCUCAUGUGUUUGAGAUCGACGAAGACGCCAAAGACGAGGACUCGGCGUCACUGUGCUCCCAGAGGGGAGGCAUCAUGAAGCAGGGCUGGCUUCAGAAAGCCAACAUCAACAGCAGCCUGUCUGUCUCCAUGAGGGUGUUCAAAAGGAGGUACUUCUACUUGUCUCAGCUCCCUGAUGGCUCCUACAUCCUCAACUCCUACAAGGAUGAGAAGAAUUGCAAGGACACCAAAGGAUCCAUCUACCUGGACUCCUGCAUAGACGUUGUUCAGAGCCCAAAGAUGCGCCGCAAUGGCUUCGAGCUGAAGAUGCAAGACCGCUACAGCCACUUCCUGGCUGCGGACAGCGAAGCAGAGAUGGAGGAGUGGGUGAGCACACUGAAACAGGCUCUGCAGAGCACCACUGAGGCCAGCCAGGACAGGAGGAAUGGUGCAGAGACACUGGACUGUGCCCUGGAUGACGACACUGCCAGCCAAGGUAGAGGGGAGAGCCUGCUGGAGAGCCAGGGAAGGAGCUUACAGCCGGAACUUAUGAAGUAUGCCAGGGAGACCGACCAGCUCAAUAAGAUCAACAGGAAUGAAGGCAGACAAAAGCUUUUCUCUCUGGAUCCUGAGACACAGAGGCUGGACUUCUCCGGCAUCGAGCCAGAUGUGAAGCCGUUUGAGGAGCGUUAUGGCCGUCGUAUCGUGGUCAGCUGCCACGACCUGACCUUCAGUCUCCAGGGCUGUGUCAGCGAGAAGGGCGACGGCGUCCUCACCAAUGUGGAGCCAUUCUUCAUCAGCCUCGCUCUCUUUGACGUCUCCAAGAGCUGUAAGAUCUCAGCCGACUUCCACGUCGACCUCAACCCGCCAUGCGUCAGGGAGAUGCUGACCGACGCCUCGGGCCAGCUCUCUCCUUCCUCGGACUCAGAGGGUGGUGGAGGAGGAGGAGGAGGUGGAGGAGUGAUGGUGAACGGAGACUCGAAGGUGAAAGGGAACGGCCUGCCGGUUCUUCAGAGGGUGUCGGAUGCUCUGCUGCGUUUCCCCACACAGGGUAUCUUUUCAGUGACCAACCCUCACGCAGAUAUCUUCCUGGUGGCCCGCGUAGAGAAGGUGUUACAGAACGGCAUCACACACAGCGCCGAGCCGUACAUCAAGACCUCUGACGCCAACAAGACUGCUCAGAAGGUGCUGAAAGCUGCCAAGCAGACAUGCCAACGCUUGGGCCAGUAUAGGAUGCCGUUCGCCUGGGCUGCCAAGCAGGUGUUCAAAGACGCUCAGGGCAGCCUGGACAUGGAUGGGAAGUUUUCUCCUCUCUACCGCCAGGACAGCAGCAAAGUCUCCACUGAUGACAUCAUCAAGCUGCUGGCCGACAUCAGGAAACCUGAGAAGAGCAAGCUUCAGACCAUCCCUGGACAGCUGAAUGUCACCAUCGAGUGUGUCCCACCUGACUUCUCAAAUACGGUGACUUCCUCUUACGUUCCCGUCAAGCCCUUCGAGGACGGCUGCGAGCGGGUGUCAGUGGAGGUGGAGGAGUUUCUCCCCGAGGAGGCCAAGUACAACUACCCCUUCACCACCUACAAGAACCAGCUCUACGUCUUCCCCCUGCAGCUCAAAUACGACAACCAGAAGACCUUCACCAAGGCUAGAAACAUUGCAGUCUGCGUCCAGUUCCGAGACUCCGAUGAAGAAGGUGCAACCCCUUUAAAGUGCAUCUACAGCAAGCCGGGAGACUCCCUCUUCACCAGCAGCGCCUACGCAGCCGUCCUGCACCACAAUCAGAGCCCCGAGUUCUACGACGAGGUGAAGAUUGAGCUGCCGGUCCACGUUCAUGAGAAACACCACAUCCUCUUCACCUUUUACCAUAUCAGUUGUGAGUCCAGCAGCAAGGCAAGCAGCAAGAAGAGGGAGGGAGUAGAGUCACUGGUGGGUUACUCCUGGACGCCUUUGCUAAAGGACGGGAGGAUGCAGUCAGUGGAGCUCCAGCUGCCCGUAGCAGCCACCCUGCCUCCUGGAUACCUGUGUCAGGACACCAGGAAGUCCCAACCAGAUAUCAAGUGGGUGGAAAAUGCCAAGACACUGUUCAAAGUGAAGACCCAUGUGGCAUCAACAAUAUAUGCUCAGGACCUGCAUCUACACAAAUUCUUCCAGCACUGCCAGCUGAUGAGGACGACAUCAGAGGGCAACCCAGCAGAACUGAUCAAAUACCUGAAGUGCCUGCAUGCCAUGGAGACUCAAGUGAUCAUCAAUUUCCUACCAACGGUGCUGAUGCAGCUGUUUGGGGUGCUCACAGCAGCAACCAAAGAAACCCAUGAGAUUGCUGUCAACUCUCUGCGUGUGAUCAUACAUAUAGUCUCCAGAUGUCACGAGGAGGGCCUGGAACACUACCUGCGCUCCUUUGUGAAGUACGUGUUUGUAACCAACAACCCCGUGUCGGGACACUCAGCGACCACCCAUGAGGUGCUGGCCACCGCUGUAACAGCCACCCUCAAGCAAACUGCUGAUUUCAACACCAGCAACAAACUGCUCAAGUACUCCUGGUUCUUCUUUGAAACCAUGGCCAAAUCCAUGGCCCAGUACCUGCAAGAGGGCAACCGCAUAAAGAUGCCGCGGGCCCAGCGCUUCCCCGACAGCUUCCACCAGGCGCUCCAGUCGCUGGUGUUGUCCAUCAUGCCACACAUCACCAUCCGCCACAUGGAAAUCCUCGAGGAAGCUCGUUGCAUCAACCUGAGCCUGGCCAAUUUCAUCAAGAGGUGCCUGACCGUCAUGAACAGGGGCUUUGCCUUCGGCCUGGUCAACCACUACAUGUGUCAUUUCGGUCUCAAAGAUCCCAAGGUGCUGACUGAAAUGAAAUUUGAUUUUCUGAUGACGAUCUGUAACCACGAACACUUCAUCCCUCUUAACCUACCCAUGGCUUUCGGGCGCACCAAGCUGCAGAGGGUACAAGAGCAGAGUCUGGAGUUCAGCCUGACGGAAGAUUACUGCCGUAACCACUUCCUGGUUGGCCUGUUGCUGAGAGAAGUGGCUGAGGCCUUGCAGCAAGGGCCCGAGGUCAGACAGCUGGCCGUGAGCGUUCUCAAGAACCUUCUCAUUAAACACGCCAUGGAUGAUCGCUACACUGCAUUCAAGAACCAGCAGGCCAGGAUCUGUUUGCUCUACCUGCCACUUUUUGAGCUGCUCUACCAGAACCUGGAGCAGCUGUCUGCCCAGCCGUACACCUCCAGCCCCGGGCUCGGCCUCAAUGGCUCCAGAGAUGACCUGAUAUCAACCGCUUCCACAGACAGCAGGAGAAUCAGCACUGCAAUUGAGAGAGACCAUGGUCUGCCAGCUCAGAACGGCCAUGUUGUGAGGAGAGAGGACUCCAGAUUCUCUCUGUUUAUGGACUCAGGAACACCAGACAGCACUGAGCUGCAGAGACGUGGCUCCACCAUGAGCAGCAGCCCCAUGCCUCCCAUCGGCAGACUGGGACAGUAUGAGAUCAGGGGCCUCCUGCUCUCCUUCCUGCACAUCGUCAAGACCUUGUCAGAGGACACUCUCAUGGCCUACUGGAACAAAGUCAGCCCUCAAGACAUCAUGAACUUCCUCAGCUUGCUAGAGAUCUGUCUGGUUCAGCUCCGUUACAUUGGGAAAAGGAACAUUGUCCGGAGUCAGGACAUAUGCGCGCCGAAGCUGUUCUCCUCAGACAGGAAGUCUCAGACGAUGCCGGCCAUGCGCUGCAACCGAGCCAGCCUCAUGCAGACGAAGUUACACCAGUUCAGCACCAUGGAAACAUCCCUCACUCUCAAUAUCGGGACGGGGCCUUCAGAGGCAGAGAUCCAUCAUCAGGCUCUGCUGGAGGGCAACAUCUCCACCGAGGUGUCCCUGAGUGUCCUGGAUGUCCUCUCUCUUUUCACUCAGUGUUUUAAGACCCAGCUGCUGGACAGCGACGGUCACAACCCCCUGAUGAAGAAGGUGUUUGACGUUUACCUCACCUUCCUCAAAGUCGGCCAAUCAGAAGCCGCCCUCAGACAUGUGUUCGCCGCGCUCAGGGCUUUCAUCAACAAGUUCCCGUCGGUGCUGUUCAAGGGCCGCGUCACGCUGUGCGAGGCUCUGUGCUGCGAGGUGCUCAAGUGCUGCGUCUCCAAGCUGGGAUGCCUGAGGGCCGAGGUGUCGGCCCUGCUCUACCUGCUGAUGAGAAACAACUACGAGUACACCAAGAGGAAGACCUUCCUGCGCACGCACCUGCAGAUCAUCAUUGCUGUAAGCCAGCUGAUCUCCGACGUGGCACUGACCGGCAGUUCACGCUUCCAGGAGUCCCUCUCCAUCAUCAACAACUUUGCAAAUAGUGACAAGGCCAUGAAGUCCACGGCAUUCCCCUCUGAAGUGAAGGGUCUGACCAAACGCAUCCGCACAGUGCUGAUGGCCACGGCCCAGAUGAGGGAGCACGAGAAAGACCCGGAGAUGCUGCUGGACCUCCAGUACAGCCUGGCCCGGUCCUACGCCAGCACCCCCGAACUGAGACGAACCUGGCUGGACAGCAUGGCGCGAGCACACCUCAAGAAUGGAGAUCUGUCUGAGGCGGCCAUGUGCUACGUUCAUGUGGCUGCACUGGUUGCAGAAUACCUGCACAGGAAAAAGUUGUUCCCCAGCGGCCUUGCAGCCUUUAAGAAGAUUACCCUUAAAAAUGAAAAAAAAAGCCCCCAAAAAAAAAAACAUUAUAUUUUAUUUUUUUCCCCCCCCCUAGAGGAAGUCCUGGUCGAACACCUCGAGGUCUGUGUGGAGGCAUUGUGGAAAGCCGAACGCUAUGAGCUCAUCACGCACAUUGCCAAGCUUAUUAUCCCCAUCUACGAGAAGCGUCACGAGUAUGAGAAACUAAGCCGACUGUACGACACGCUGCACAGAGCCUACAACAAGAUAAUGGAGGUGAUACACUCAGGCCGCAGGAUGCUUGGGACAUACUUCAGAGUGGCUUUUUAUGGACAGGGCUUCUUCGAGGAGGAGGACGGGAAGGAGUACAUUUACAAAGAGCCCAAACUCACUGGCCUGUCCGAAAUCUCUCAGCGGCUGCUGACACUCUACGGGGAAAAGUUUGGGCCAGAAAACGUCAAGAUAAUACAGGACUCAAAUAAGGUUAACCCCAAAGAGCUGGAUGCCAAGUUCGCCUACAUCCAGGUGACGUUUGUCAAGGCCUACUUUGACGAGAAGGAGGCACCGGAGAAGAAGACUGACUUUGAGAAGUGCCACAACAUCAACCGCUUUGUGUUCGAGACGCCAUACACGCUGUCGGGCAAGAAACACGGCGGGGUGGAGGAGCAGUGCAAGAGGAGGAGCAUGCUCACAACUAGCAAUACCUUCCCGUAUGUGAAAAAGCGCGUGGAGGUGGUGGGGGAGAAGCAGCUGGAGCUGAAGCCGGUGGAUGUGGCCAUAGAUGAGAUGAAGGCGCGGACGGCAGAGCUGACCAAACUCUGCUCCAGCCAGGAGGUGGACAUGAUCCAGCUGCAGCUCAAACUGCAGGGCUGCGUCUCUGUGCAGGUGAAUGCCGGUCCCAUGGCCUACGCCCGAGCAUUCUUGGAUGACAGUAAAUCCAACCAGUCAGGCAACAAGAAAAUAAAAGACCUCAAGGACAUUUUCAGGCGUUUUGUCCAGGCUUGCAGUAUGGCUCUGGACAUAAACGAGCGUCUGAUCAAAGAGGACCAGUUUGAGUACCACGAGGGCCUGAAGGCCAACUUCAAAGACAUGGUGAAGGAACUGUCGGACAUCAUCCACGAGCAGAUCUACCAGGAGGACAUGAUGCGCUCGCUCUUACAAAACUCCCUCCAUGUGUUCCGUGCCAUCAGCGGGACAUCCACCAACGUGGGCUGACCACCGGCCCUCCCUCCCUCCCUCCCUCCGCGCCGCCUCCGCCUCCACCUGCCUACAUGUAUAUCCUCUCACUUCUCCCUUAAAAGGACCUGAACUUGUUUCACAUCUGCCUAGCUACACUUGCCCACUCUUCCCCCCUCCCCCAUUGGUGUGAAGAUGCCAUUCGGUCAUUGCCAUUUUGUCAGCGUCGUUGCUGUACGUGCAGUAGAUGGCUUGGGGGGCAGGUGAAAGAUCGCAGUGCGGCGGGUGGAUGUCAUGUUCAAAACACAGCAGCAGUAUUUCGGAGAAUGUAUCGCAGCAACGCCAAUCAAAUGUCAGCAUGUCCGGUUCAUGUGUUUUGCUGGGACAUGCUCGGUUGCACUUUCUUUCUGCCUUUGUAACGAAGUGCAGGAUUGACUCUUUAUUUUUUAUUCUUUUUUUUUACAGGGAGAUGCUCAACUAAAGCAAUUAUUGCCGUCCCCUCUCACUUUCUCUCUCUCUCUCUCUCUCUCUCUCUGCAAUGUUGCCCUUCAGAUCUAUGCAGGACACCACACUCCUUCCAGAAUUUCCUUUCUACUACUUGAGGCGACUUUUAGAAAACAAGAGCAUGUUUUUUUUUUUUUAUUAUUGUACCACAGUGGUAUGUUUGUACAGACUUUUGGUGUUAAGGCAGCAGGGCGAGCAAUAUUCCAACUCAACCGGUUCUGUUGUAAAAAAAGGCACCGAAAGCAAAAUCAUUGUGAGUUACUCAGUCAAGCCAAGGGUUUAUUGGCUGGCAGCGCAUUCCAGCCAGAGCACCAGAUUGUGAAAAACAAGAUAAGUGACGUUAUAGGUGCCAAAGUUACUACCCAGUUUCUUUUAUGACAAAUGACUUUUGUUCCAAAGUGUAAGAAGCUACAGACGUCAGGGUUGUAUUAAAGCUGUGUGAUUAAGCUGAGGGUUUGCUUAACUAAGAAGUAGCUCAAUUGCAUUGUAAAUGUAAAAUGCCUUUCGGUGAUAACCAUGUUCUAGAUUGUAUUAGAGGUAAGAAAUCAUGUACUGGAAAAGAUUGUGAUUAGAAAUGAUCAGAGCUUGAGAACAAUCAUAAAGCAGUAUUCUCUGUAGAGUCAGAAAGGGGACACACACUGAUCCCAGCUGGGUGAUCAUAUUUACUUCCGUUCAGUGAGUAAGUGAAGAAAAUCUGGGUUUAGAUCCAGUGCCUUUGUGCUUUGCCUCCUGUUAUCUCAAGUAACAAGACCUUUAUCACACGCUGGCUCUUUACAGUAUUUCACAAGUGCUACACUGUAAUUAGCAGAGAGAUGAAUAAUAUUUAAGCAAAUGUACAUAAUUCAUUGCCAUGCUGUAAAGUAAAUUCAGUUUCCUUGUAUGUUUGUAUGUACUGUAUGUAUGUAUGUAUUUAUAUUUGUAACAUUUUUGGACUCUGUAGUUCAAAGCUGUCCUAGCAGAGAGAUUAUGUUCCCCCUGUUUUUAUUGCAUUGUAUACUGAUGUGCAGCUGCUUGUCCAACUUACUUUGGAAAGCCAUUUUCCAAUAAAAACGUAAAAAAACUA